AUGUAAACAAUAAGAAGUGUACUUAUGCAACGGAAUACAACAAUGAUCUAGCAUUGGUAGUAUAAUAGUUUUUAUAUGAUAUUUGUUUAUAUACGACAUUUCAAUAAAUAGGAUAGUUUUGAAUUAAAAAUAAGUCAUAGGUACUUAUGUAAAACAUUACAUAUUAUUAUUGAAAUUUUUAAAUAUUUCAAUAAUGAAUACCAUUUAUAGAAAUUUGUCAACACGUUUACAACAUUUAAUAGUAUUUACGCCAAAUUUAAUGUUCCGAGGAGGCUCAAUUAGGAAAAUGACUGUGGAAAUCGAUAAAGAAGAAUUAAAAAAACGUUUGACGCCGCUACAAUGGCACGUCACACAGGAAAAGGGUACAGAGAGACCUUUUUCUGGUUGCUACAACAAAUUCUAUGAAAAAGGCACAUACACCUGUAUAAUUUGUGAUCAAGAGUUGUUUUCUUCUGAUACAAAGUACGACAGUGGUUGUGGUUGGCCUGCAUUCAAUGAAGUAUUAGAUCAGGGACGAGUCAAGCUAACCAAAGAUACUUCACAUGUUCUUCUAUCCUUAAGCCUUCCAUGUAUAUCACUUAAUUUUAUUAAAUCUUUAAACAAAUUUUAUAUUUGAUAUAAAAUAAUAUAUUAUUUUAAAAUAUACAAUACAAUUAUCAAUUACAUUUUUUAUGCAAAAAAUUUUAUCAAUAUUAUUAGAUUUUUAUUACAAAUGUUUAUAUAUUUUUAAUUUAUAAGAAUAACUUGUAUACUCGUAUACUUAUAAUGUUAUUAUUAUUUAAUUUUUAUUAAAAUUAUGAUUUUUUAAUAUAUAAAAGGCAUUCCUUUUAUCCUUUUCCUUGCAUGUUAAUGCUUAGAGUGUGAUUUGUGUUAGACUUACAUCAUCUAGUAUAAUCUAAAAUUAUGCAUUAAAAAUCAUUUUCUCUGUAUUUUAUUUUUAUAUGUAAAAAAAAAUAAAUUAACUUUUUGCUAUUUAAUCAUAUAUUUUUUUAUUUAGCUUUGCUAUAUAUAAUUGAGAUUUUAAUAAAAUUAUUAUAUAUCAUAAAAUUGAAGUUUAGAUUAGAUUAUAUUUUAUAUGGAUGAAUUAAUAAUUAAUAUAACCAAGUAGGACGUUUUAUAUGCAAUAAGAAAAAAAUUUGAUAUAACAUUUUUUCAUUUUAUGUUUUGUUUUUAAGAAAAUUGAUUUUGAAAAUUCCCUCUAUUUAAAUUAAUGUUUAUAAACAUUUGAUAAAAAAGAUUAUAAAAUGUUUAUGUAAAUUAUUCAUUUUUUAUUGUAUUACAAAUGUAAUUGAAAAUAAUACAUACAUAAUUCGAUGAAUUAAAAAUGAUCGAAUUGUAAUCGUUUUUAGUAAUUUUUAAUUUUUUUCAAAUUCUGAAAAUAUUAUUUACUAAAUUUUUUAAUAUAUCAUAAAUAAAAAUAAAAAAAAAUCUGACUAUAUAAAAUCUGACUAUUUAACGAAUUAAUUUAUUUUAUUCCAUAACAAAUCCAUCACAAAAUACUUUUAAGAAAUAUAUAUAUAUCUAAUUAUUUGUCAAAAUUUUAUGAAAACUAAUUAAUAUUUUUUUGGAUAGAGACAGUUUUUAAAGUCAAUUUAAUUUUUAAUUUUAAAAACUUCAAAAAUUAAGAAUAAACGAAAAAUUUAUUAAAUCUUUUUUAAUUUUAUAUAUAUUAUAAAUCAUCUCCUACUCAGUUAUAUUAUAUAUAUUAUAAUAACUCAAUUAAUUAUAAUUAUGGAUUUAUUCUAUAUUAAAAACUUUUUUUUUGUUAAAUUAUUUGUUUAUUUAAAAAUUACAUAGAAAUUUUUAAAUUUAUGUUAAAAUUAUUUUUUAUAAUUUUAUUUUAAUUAUUAAAUAAUUUACAUAUUUAUUAAAUAUAUUAAAUUUUAUUUUUUGUGUAAAAAUAUAUGGACAAGUAAAAAUGUAUGAUAUGCAAUAUUAAGUAGAUUGUGGUUUUAAUAUUUAGUUAUUGAAGUAAUUAGUUAUUAAAAUGGUAGCUAUAUGGUAUUUACAAAUAUAAAGAUUGUAAUAAUAAUAUGUAAAAGCAAUAAGUGUAAUGUGUAAAUACCUGUAUUUUAAUGUGAUAAUUAAAUAAAAAUGCUUUUUAUUAAAUAGUAUUAUAAAAAUAUAUUAUCUAUCUAAAUAUAAAUCUAAUUAAUGAGGCAAAUAUUUCUCAAGAUUAUUUUAAUAUAUUUUUGAAUUUUGUGAUACAAUACCAAGGCAGUUAGAUUCAAGAAGAAAUUUGGAGAGAACUUCGAUGGAUGAAUGAAACAAGGAACGAGAUUAUGGGUAUUAAUUAGAAUGUAGCUAUUUCUUAUAUUACUUAGAAUAUAGAAUUGAUAAAAUAUAUAUUUAUUUUUAAUUAAAAUUUUUAUUUUCUUUGAAAUUUAUUUAGGUUAUUUAGGUUUGAUUUUAAUUUUUAUUGCAAUCAUCCUGUUGCUUUUAUUAAUAUUAGUUUACUCUUUUUGAUGCUGCUAUAACUGGAAAACAUUUAGAGUGCAUAAACAAAGGUGUUGGUCUGCGUUUAAUCACACUCUAUAAUUCUAUUUCCUUUGUCUUCCUAUUGCCCCGCUACCACCACUUCACUCUCACCAUUGACAGUUGGUGGAAAUCUACUACUGCUGAUCGCAAACCCAGAUAUGGUGCGGACCGAGGUGACCUGUUCAAAGUGUGGUGCACAUUUGGGACAUGUAUUUAAUGAUGGACCAAAACCUACAAGGAAGCGAUUUUGCAUCAAUUCAGCAUCUAUAAACUUCCAUCCAGCAGGAGAAGAGAAGAAGAUCACAUCAUAAAACUAGUAAAACACUAUCUUUCUCAAAAUUUUUGAAAAUGUUUAAAAAAUUUUAUCCAUUUUUUAUUUUUUAUUCUGUAAGAAAAAACAAAAAUUAUAUUUUUUAUUUAAUAUUUUAAAUUAUGAAUAUCAGCAUAUACAUGUUAUUUUAAUACAUAUAUUCUAUAUUUUAUUUAUGCAUCAUAGAUUCUGAAUUUAAUUCCAUUUGUUAGAUUAUUAUACAAAAUGUAUAUUUAUAAUGAUAAAGUUAAGUAAAUAUUUAUAUUAUAAUCUCUUAGAAUAAAUUCAAAUCUGUACAUACACUCUAAAUGAAAAUCUAAAAUAUUACAUUUAGUGUGUAUAAAAUAUAAAAAUUCAUAAAUUAAUAUAAAACAUUUAAAAAGCAAAACAAAAUAAUUUAUAAAAACAUUCUGUUAUUUUUUCAUGUUACAUAUAAUGGAUAUAAUAUAUAAAAAUAAUAAUUAUAUAAUAACUUUA
Apis cerana (Asiatic honeybee) is the source of this 3265-nucleotide messenger RNA. RefSeq names its product methionine sulfoxide reductase SelR (gene SelR). Gene Ontology annotation, molecular function: peptide-methionine (R)-S-oxide reductase activity. Gene Ontology annotation, biological process: protein repair; response to oxidative stress. Gene Ontology annotation, cellular component: cytoplasm. Lineage: Eukaryota; Metazoa; Arthropoda; Insecta; Hymenoptera; Apidae. The record is from RefSeq and is a predicted model, not a curated record.